Molecule: messenger RNA, 4223 nt
Organism: Echinops telfairi (small Madagascar hedgehog)
Lineage: Eukaryota; Metazoa; Chordata; Mammalia; Afrosoricida; Tenrecidae
Gene: TAF4B
Product: TATA-box binding protein associated factor 4b
Exons: 15
Coding region: 1-2583 (860 amino acids)
Biological process (GO): DNA-templated transcription; transcription initiation at RNA polymerase II promoter
Cellular component (GO): transcription factor TFIID complex
Molecular function (GO): DNA binding; protein heterodimerization activity; RNA polymerase II general transcription initiation factor activity
Source: RefSeq, a predicted model, not a curated record
AUGCCCGCGGGCCUCUCGCAGCCGGCCGGCGCCGCUCCCUCAGCUGCUGUGAACGCGGCCGGCGCCGGCGCCGGCACCAUGGUCCCUGCCGGGCUUCUGCCGGUGCGCGUGGAGAACGCCCCGGGGGCCCUGGGCGCCGUGACUAAGGCUUCUGUCACCGUCUGCGUGGGGUCCACGGCGUCCCAGCCCCGGCUGCAGGCGGCCCCCGUGGGGACCCUGGGGACCGAAGUUGUCACGGUCAGUGCCGUGCCUAAACUCAGCAGCAGCCCCCGGGCGGCCGCUCCUCAGAUGGUCGCCGCCGCCAAAGCCCCGAGCACAACCAUCCUGUUGCCUGCGAAUUUCCAGCUUCCUCCAGGAACAGUUAUGAUAAAAAAUAACAGUGGUCAGUUGAUGUUGGUAUCUCCUCAGCAAGCUUUAACCAGAGCUGACACUACUAGUAACAUAGCUUCAAGGCCAGCGGUAACAGCGAACACCCACGUGAUCAAAACCUGUACAGCACCGAGUCCUAGCUCACAAUUAAUCAAGAAAGUAGCUGUGGUACCUGCUAAAAAAAUGGCCCCACUCGGGACUACUGUGGUAUCCAGUGUUCCGAAGCCUUCCUCAGUACAAUCUGUGCCUGUGACAACCAGUGUUGUUACCAUUACUCCUGUGAAACCACUGACUACUGUAACUACACUGAAGCCUUCAAGUUUUGGGGUGUCACCCACCCCCUCCAUUGAGUCCAGCGUCAAAAUGGAGAACUCAGCAGUUGCUCAGACCAGUCUUUCCCCGACGAUGCUUGAAAAUGUGAAUAAAUGCAAGAACUUCCUUGCGAUGUUAAUAAAAUUAGCAUGUAGUGGAUCACAGUCCCCAGAUAUGGGAAAGAAUGUGAAGAAAUUGGUGGAACAACUUUUGGAUGCAAAAAUUGAUGCAGAAGAAUUUACUAGGAGAUUGUAUGUUGAACUCAAGUCUUCACCUCAACCUCAUCUAGUUCCUUUUCUUAAGAAAAGUGUGGCUGCCCUGCGACAACUGAUGCCAAACUCUCAGAGCUUCAUUCAGCAGUGUGUUCAGCAGACUCCUAGUGAAGUAGUCGUUGCUACCUGUGCUACCACAGUAACUACUCCUGUGGUGACAACAGCAGCCUCCUCAGCCCCGUCAGAGAAGACUGUUACUAUUUCUGGAGUAACUGCCCCCAGCACUGUGUCAGUGCACACUCAGAAUCCACUUGCUGGCCCCGGUGGAGCAGCUGCUGGAGUUGUCGCGCUUUGCUCGGUGGGCCCUGCUGCUGUACCUGGAGGAACAACAGCUGGAACUGUCUUCCUUCAGACUUCAAAACCACUUGUGACUUCGUUACCAACUACAGGGACAACAGUCUCACUGCAACCUGGAAAGCCAGCUGUGUCUGGAGCAGCAGUAUCGCUGGCCCUUCCAACAGUAAAUUUUGGAGAUGUUUCCGCUGCAACUAUCCGUCUUCCUUCUGUGAAACCUGUUGUUACUCUUCCCGGGGCCACGUUUAACAAGCCUGUCCAAAUCAGAUUUGCCCAGCCGAGCUCCAGCCUCUCACAGCUGCCUGCUGCUCCACAGGCAGUUAAAGUCAAACAACUAGUAGUCCAGCCGUCUUCAGGAGGGAACUCAAAACAAGUGACUGCACUUGCCCACUCUGCAGCAUUGACCGUUCAGAAAUCCGAACAAAAGAAGAUGCCUGUGGGUGCUGUCAUAGCGACCAGUCAGAUUUCUCCAGCUUCCAUUCUAAAGCAAAUUACUCUGCCAGGAAAUAAAAUUCUAUCACUCCAAGCAUCUUCUAUUCAGAAAAAUAAAAUAAAAGAGAACGGAACAACAUCCUUCAGAGAUGUCGAUGACAUCAAUGAUGUGACUUCCAUGGCCGGAGUCGACCUCAGUGAAGAACAUGCCAGCAUCUCAGCAACAGACUCUGAAUGGGUCGGCACCCUUGUUCGCUCAUGUAAAGGCGAACCAUUUCUUUUCACUGGAGCGCUGCAAAAGAGAAUUUUGGACAUUGGUAAAAAGCAUAACAUUACGGAACUUGACUCUGAUGCUGUGAACUUGAUCUCCUGUGCGACACAGGAGCGAUUACGAGGCCUUCUAGAAAAACUGACUGCCAUCGCUCACCAUCGGAUAACGACUUAUAAGACAAGUGAAAAUUACAUCCUGUCUAGUGAUACCAGGUCUCAGCUCAAGUUUCUCGAAAAGCUGGAUCAACUGGAGAAGCACAGAAAAGAUUUAGAAGAGAGAGAAAUGUUAUUUAAAGCAGCCAAGAGUCGUUCCAAUAAAGAAGAUCCAGAACAGCUGAGAUUAAAGCAGAAAGCCAAAGAGUUACAGCAGUUGGAGCUCGCACAGAUACAGCACAGAGAUGCCAACCUCACAGCUCUCGCAGCUAUUGGACCAAGGAAAAAGAGACCAUUUGAAGCUGGAAGUGAGGGUCUCAAAGACAACGUUACUGCUUCUGGGACACCCAGCCUGACAGCCACCAAACAGUUGCUUCGUCCAAGAAUCACGAGAGUUUGCCUCAGGGACUUGAUAUUCUGCAUGGAGCAGGAGAGGGAGAUGAAGUACUCGCAGACUCUGUACCUGGCCCUUCUGAAGUGACACUCCGCUCUCUUGCAGAGCCUCCAUGCUGUUUACUGCCAAAGACGUGAAAAAGAGCACUGUUGCACUCUCGUGAAACACCCAUUUUGGGGAAAUAAUCGCCAAUAUGGGAGGCCAUUGUUUACAGUUUCAGAUUUACUAAUCUUGGGCCAUUACCCCCUGGGGUUCCUGAUGACCAGGAUUCAGCUUUGCCUUGUCAAAAUCAAUGGCGCCCUGUCUGUUUCGACCUGCUUCAUUUGCUGUAAGGUUGUAGCCUGUAAGGUUUCUUUGAGACCAGUCUAAUUCAGGUUUCAUUGGGGAAAGAAAGGAAGAGUCACAUUGCCCUAAGAAAAGUGUGUUUAAAUUCCUGUACUCACUCUGUCUCCUGGGCUAGGUUAGGUGGUCUGGCUUGGGAACAAAAUCUGCUUAGCUAACUAUGGCAGUCGCUUAAAGUUGUAGGUAGCAAGUUAGAAAGCAAGGCCCACGAUGGGUUGGCUACGUGAGCCCUGUGGUGUCAGAACGGAGACAAAUGGAGAUCAUUUGUGCCUGGGGUUGCUAUUCUCUGGUUCAUCUCAACCAUGAUACCAAGUGAGGGGACAUCCUUGUCAGGGGAGCCUUAAAAUUGAAGCUGCUGAAAUAACAUGAUGAGAAAUGGAAAUGGUGGAGAGAAUGGGAAGGACGUGUGGGGCCUUGAGUUCAAAUUGAUGCAGGGAGAUGAAAACAGAGAUACAGCACAGACAGUCUGCCGCAUAUGCCCAGGACGGGCCUGGGGAGAGUGGGAAUGACAAAGCAACCUGAGAGUGUGUGUGUGUGUGUGUGUGUGUGUGUGUGUGUGUGUGUGUGUUGCAUUGCUGUUAUUGAAGAAAUGGGGAAAAUACUAAGGAAAGUGGAGCAAACCCUUUCAAAUACUCUUCUUUUAAAGGAAGAAGUUAUAUUUUAUUUGUAUUCUUUAAAUUCUAAGAAGUGUAAGGUUUUGUAAGUUACCUUUUCUUCCUUUUCUCAUAAAAGUUUACUCUAUGUUUAAAACAUCUCAGUGUAUUAAAAGUGACCAACUUGACGAGAAAUCUUUGGAAUUAGGAUUCCAUUUUGGAGUCUGUACUUCAAAGUGGAAUGUCAGCAUUUCACUUUGGGGGACCAUGGAAAGAUAGAUGUACUGUCAGAACGUGUUCUAUAUUCAUCUGAAGAGGAAGCUGCUGUUUUGCAAACCCUCAUUUUUCUUUAAAAAAAAAAAUCCCACUUGAAUGAAAAAAGAAUAGCUGUAGGUAGAAUAUAAACAUGCAGGGUAAGUAAAUCCUCUAACAAGUUUUAAAAAUGGGGAAGCUGUGCUUGUUAGACAUAGAUUGAGUGGCGCGCAAAGCCUGACGUAUAUAUUAUGCUUUAUUCUCUCCUCCCCAGUGGGGCUGUUAUGGCUAUAUUCUAUAUUACUCUUAAGUUCUGCAUCAGUCAAAAGUUUUGUUUUAGCAAGUUAUUACAUACAAUGCUGUAAAUUAUGUGUGAAGAGUAUUUUGAAGAGAUAAUAUACUCUGUUGGGUUUUAUAUAUUUAAAUGCUUAGCUUUAUUUUUUGUAAACUGCAGCAUAUCCUCAUAUUUGUGUAUAAUCUUAUUGAUCAGAUGUUUGAAAUUAUUUCAAAUACUUCAUUAAAAUAAUUAUUUUAUUAUAA